AUGGUAGAGAGAGAGUUAAGAAAAGGAACAGCCCAUCACUCAGGCAGCACAGAGGACCAGGAAAGAAGCCUGCAUCUGUGCAUGCCAGGCAGCAUAUGCUCGAGCAACGAGCAUGCUCAAAUGCAUUCAGACGCCAACAAAAGAAUUGGAGAAAUAAUAGAAAAACUAAAAAAGAUGGCAAGCAAAAUGAACGAAAACGCAAAGCAGCAGGCAGGGUCUGAUAUCCCCAGGAGGCACAGCACAGGGCAUUCUGCACGGGACGCCUUUAGCCUAAGUGAAAGGACAGAGAGCCUCGGGCACGCAGAUGCAGGCUAUGCAGGGCUGCUUGAGUGCGCUAGCAAGGGCGUGCUCUCCUUGGAAAUGGAGCCAAAGUAUAUUCAAAGCGCGCCCAAGCACGUGCCUGCCAAAGAGAUGGAGACCUGUGCACUUCAGGCGCAGAUAAAUGAAAUGGUUGAAAGAAGCCCGUCUUUCAUCCAAAUAAAGAGCGCGCUGGAGCACCUGAUUGCCCUUCUCGCCCCCCAGGCCAAAGGCGCAGGGGAAGCUCGCGUGCCUGAGAAAAAGCAGAAUGCAGCGCCCAAAGAGCCGAGCGGGCACAUGGCAACCCGCCUGGUGUGCCAGAACAUGGUGGAAAAAAUCCGAGAAACCCUGCUUGCCAAGUCUGCGCAGAAAGACAACAGGGAAGAGCUGGCAAACACGCUGAAAAAUGAGGUAGGUGCGCACAGAGCCGCAAAGAAGGCGGAAAGUAGCGCGAGAGGCGGAAACACGCGGGCACCACAGAAGAAGGCAGCGCCCACGCGGGCAGCAGAAAAAACUGCGCGCAUGCAGAAGCUCUUUGGCCAGGGGCCGCACAUGUUUUCGUUUUUUCGGGUGACAAACCUGCCCAGAAAGGGCCAAAGCGUGGACGAGAUAGAGGAAGCAUGGAGAGCUGCGACAGAGCUUGAAUCCUUUGAAAUCGGGCUUAUUUUUAUGCUGGAGGAGACGGAGGCGCAGCUUGUGGUUUCAGACCAGAAGGUUUCCGAAAUGAAAAAGAUUUUGAAUGUUUACAAAGAGCAAAGCAAAGACGUAAAAAUACAGGGGCCUCUUAAAAACCCGCUGGCCCAUGAGAGGCACAGCGAGGCAUGGCUGCUUAGGUGCAUACGCACCAAGGCAGAGCAGUUUCUGCAAAGCGAGGUCCUUAGGGGCACGGGCCUGUACAGGCUGUGCCAAAUGGCGCAAAGAUGUGCUGGGACUUUGGAGUUUAAGCAGAGUCUUUCAGAGGAAAAGCACGAGCGCCGAUAG
Messenger RNA from Nematocida major, 1278 nucleotides. RefSeq lists its product as uncharacterized. The transcript has a single exon. Lineage: Eukaryota; Fungi; Microsporidia. The record is from RefSeq and is a predicted model, not a curated record. Bases 1 to 1278 code for a protein of 425 amino acids.